Messenger RNA from Dinoponera quadriceps, 1639 nucleotides. RefSeq names its product enhancer of split m7 protein-like. The transcript has 2 exons. Lineage: Eukaryota; Metazoa; Arthropoda; Insecta; Hymenoptera; Formicidae. Gene Ontology annotation, biological process: anterior/posterior pattern specification; regulation of neurogenesis; regulation of transcription by RNA polymerase II. The record is from RefSeq and is a predicted model, not a curated record. Gene Ontology annotation, molecular function: protein dimerization activity; RNA polymerase II cis-regulatory region sequence-specific DNA binding; DNA-binding transcription factor activity, RNA polymerase II-specific. The coding region runs from base 212 to 838 and encodes 208 amino acids. Gene Ontology annotation, cellular component: nucleus.
GGUCGAGCUGGAAACGCGUAUUUCUAGAACACACGUUUCCUUCCGCCCAACCGUACGUGAAUCGCCACAGCGACGAUUCAAGUUCGACGAACCGGUGUGUGACGAGGAGAUAAAGGUUGUCGCGUUCGCGACAAGCUAUUGCAUCGUUGUCAGUGAAGUUUUGACUGUGCCGCGCAAGAAGCCGCCGGGGAAGAAGAAAAAAGGAUUAACCAUGCAGAUGCACGAACAGAUCAUCGUGGUCGAAGGCCAAGAGCAGCCGAUCUCCAGGACGUAUCAGUAUCGGAAGGUGAUGAAGCCGAUGCUAGAACGCAAACGCCGAGCGCGCAUCAACCGCUGCCUGGACGAGCUGAAGGAGCUGAUGGUGACCGCGCUAGCCGGGGACGGCGAGAACGUCGCGAAGCUGGAGAAGGCCGAUAUCCUGGAGCUGACGGUGCGUCACUUGCACAAACUCCAACGCCAGCAGCGUCUCUCGGCGAACCCGGUGAUCGACGCCGAUCGCUUCCGGGCCGGCUACACGCACUGUGCGAACGAGGUCAGCCGUUGCUUGGCCGCCACUCCCGGCGUCGACGUCGCCCUCGGCACCAAGCUGAUGACACACCUCGGCCAUAAGCUCAACUCCAUGGACAAGACCGGGCCGUUGACCAUUCACGUGGCCGCGCCGCAAUCCUCGCCGUCCUCCGCCAGCGAGCUCAGCUCCGACGAGUACGCGAUGCCGCUCACACCGGCAUCGAGCCAACCGUCGCCAGUGCGAACCGACAUCGAAGCCGCCGUCUCCCAGAGCCACCAGGGCCUCCUGCAGGUAGCCAAGCCUAACGAGCCUAUCUGGCGACCCUGGUAAAACCCGUCGCAGCCGAAUCAGACAACACCAACCCUCAGAAACCGGUGUAAGGGUGAAAACUCCCGAAGGACCAUGAAGUUCGUCACCGGUGUUUUUGCAAUCUCGUCUGUGAUCUGAACGGAUGACCGCUCGUGAAUGAAUACGAUCAGAAGCAUUCCGAGCAGAAAUAAAGAGAGAAAGCCGGCAGCAGCAUGAAGAAAUGGAAGAAGGAGAGGAGAAAAAAGACAUAUAGGCUUAAGGAGUUCCAUUUGCUCAAAGACACCACGGAGUAACGAUGCACCGAUGACGCGGACGUCAAGCUCUUCCGUUUCGGCCUUUCGGCUUUCGUACUCUCAACAUCAUCGUCAACGUUCCGCGACAACAGUCGGAAGCACUGGGAUCUCGAUACGUAAUAUUUUCUUCUCGCGGCCCCGCGCGGUUGAAGCUUUAAUUUACUCGACAGUUAGAUAUAUUUUCUAUUGUUUAUUUCAUACUUUUAUCGAGGAUUUUUUUUUUUUAUUAUUUUGUCCGUACGGCGCGCGAGUAUGGCGAUCGGCGACGCGGAGUCGCAUCCGGUCGUCGCUCGCCGAUUACGUUGUUGUAUAUGAAUCUCUCCACCGGUCAGCAAAAAAAUCGCACACAAGGGACCAAGGAUAACGGUAAUCCUUCGAGACGACAAUUUCAACGAUUUCGGAAGCGCGCGCCCGUCAUUACCGACCGCGUGAAUACAUGACCGAGCGGAGGAUCUUGUGAUAGAGAAACGUGUACCUGUGAUAUUUACUGUAGUAGGCGUAGAGAACGCUAGAUUUUUAAUAAAUAUGU